UAUAUUAUAGCAUCGCCUGAAGGUAACAUGGGCUAUAUCAUAUGGUAGACUCAAAAUUCACUGAACAAACAUGCAAAUUUCCAAAUAUACUACAACAUCGCCUGAAAGUAGCAUUGGCUAUUUAAAGUUUUAAAAAUCCACUUGGAACUGGAGAUAUAGCAUCAGAAUCGGAGUAACCAAUCAAUCAAUCAUCAAUCAAGUGAUCAUUAAUAAAUAAAUCCGUUGUAUUGUUACAUUGAACCGAAUCGAAGGAGGGAAAAAUAAGAAGGGGAUACAAACGAUCGGUGAGGUAUUGUAAAAGCUUCAUCGGUCGUGAUCCCCUACAGAUUACAGAGAGGGAUAAGGCCCUGAUUAAGAGGACGGUCAACGGAGGAACCACACCGCGAGGCAAAGAAACCGUCAACGGGCAAACUUCCUCCUCCGCCAACUGCGUUUUCGGUGGUAGAAACAGCCUCAGUGGAUCCUAAGUCUGCUAAGGCUAAGUCUGCCACCACCAACCCACAACCUUCGAGCCAGAAUUCAAGGAAGAGGAAAUAUUCCCAAACCCUAUAUCCGGACAAUCUCCGUGUAGCGGUCAUCGACCAAGCUGAGCCGGAAGGCAAAAUCAGCGAAAGUCGGUGGCUUCUCAUUGAGGACCGUCUGAGGGAGCAGGUUUUUCUAGGGGAUGAUCCCUCUAGGCUACAAUUUGGCAGUGCUACCGUCUACAAGGGAGUGAAGGUCAUCUGCUGCGAAAAUGAGGAGUCGAAGAACUUUCUUGUGACAGCAAUAGCUGGCCUUCAAGGACUUUGGGAUGGAAGUGCACUUGCUGCUGUAUCCCUGAAGGAAAUCCCCUGCAGGAGGAUAUUGGCAGCAUGGGUGCCGCCGCCCUCUGUGGACCCAUCACGCGUGCUGACAAUAUUGGGGAAACAUCCCAAUCUCUGUACGGACAGGUGGCGCUUAGUUUGCUCAAGUACGGAGGGAGGAGGCCUGGUCAUAAAGGUAUCUGUUGAUACUGCUGGCCAGGAACACCUUCAGGCGCGUGGGGGGAAACUGCACUUCGGCACAGGAUGGAUUCGGUUCCGUCUAACGCCGCUGUCGCAGUAGGAAGAACGAAGCCACAGCUGCUUAACAUCGUGCAGAUAAAUCUGCAUCACUGUAAGGCAGCAGGGGCUGAGCUUCUCCUAGCCCUCUCCAAGCUUGAAGUUGACAUAGCCCUGGUCCAGGAACCUUACAUCUUUAAGAAUAAGGUAACUGGACUAGGGAGUGAGCGGUUCAUCACCUAUGCCACCUCCAACGGGGAAAAGGUUAGAACGUGUAUCGUUGCUAGGAAAAACUUGAACUUAAUCUUCCUCAAUAAUUUCAGCGGAGGAGACGCCACGGCGGUCAGACUGGAGACUCGGACGGGCAAAAUCAUCUUCCUCGUCUCCUUGUACCUACCCUUCGAAUACCCCGACCCGCCAGGACAAGUGGUAGAGGAGCUGGUCACAAAAUUGGGUGGAAAAGGCGGUCUCAUCGUUGGAUGUGAUGCCAACGCUCACCACUCUCAAUGGGGCAGCAGCAACACUAAUGCCAGAGGAUGAUCACAAUGGGCCAAUAGGUCUCCGAGUGGAGUGGUUGUUUUUACACAACCACACAUCCUGUAACCUAACCUAACCAUUGUUACAUUAAAUCCUUCUAAUAGCAACAGAAAUGCCGGUAAACUUUAAAAGAAUGCAGUUCCCUGUACGUUUGGCAUUUGCUAUUACAGUUGAUUAAUCCCAAGGACAAACUCUUCUUGUAUGGCAUGUUCCUGUUUUUUUCUCUUGGUCAGCUGUACAUGGCAUGUUCACGUGUUGGUAGACCGAGCGAUAUCUUUGUCUACGCUCCUGAAGGAAAAGCAAAAACAUUACAUUCGUUUUUAUUAUAUUCUUAAGUUUGUUUUAAUUUAAAAACCUCAAACUAUUCGUAUAUAAAAUUUUGAAUGCAUACAAAAUCAAAAUAGUUUAUGUGAGAAAAUAUCCCAGAAAGUAUCGUUCUAGAAGAUUAACAUUGAAGACAAAAAUAUUUUUCAUCAAAUUUCCCUAAUUCCAUUGUAUAUAAAAAAA
Molecule: messenger RNA, 2063 nt
Organism: Musca domestica (house fly)
Lineage: Eukaryota; Metazoa; Arthropoda; Insecta; Diptera; Muscidae
Exons: 2
Coding region: 1047-1559 (170 amino acids)
Source: RefSeq, a predicted model, not a curated record